UUUCCUAAAAUUUUCAUGUUGCUUAUCGAAAAGGACAUAACCUCUACGCGUUGUGUAAAUAAAUGUGAAUUGUUGAUAUGUGUCGUUUAAAGAAUGUUCUUAUUAUGUUUCUGAAGGAUAUAAUUUGGUAAUAUAAACUAGCACAGUGUACUUUAUAAUGGCUGUGACCAGUUGGAGGCUUAGGCGUCAAAACAUACGAUCCGGCAGGUUCAGGUCAACCAAACAGAACAAACAGGAAGAUGUAUUGUCAACAUUAUUAAAUAAGGAUCCCCAUGACAGCUUCAGACAGAUUUUAGGGAAAAUUACCGAGUGCGGGGUAGAAGAAGAGGUACUCUUCAAUUACCUCAAUGCUUUUGUAAAGCUGACUCUUCAUUAUGAGGAUAACUUGGAGAAAAUACGGUAUCAUACUGAAGAUCUGUUGCUGUGCCUAAGGAUAUCUUUAACACACGAAUCGAGCCAAAUAAGGACAGCUGGACUGCGAUGUAUACGACAUGUGCUUAAAAAUGAAAAUGAUGUUGUACAGUUAAAUAAGUUAUUAAUUCCUUAUUUAUUAGCAAGGUCGUUGGAUCUCGUUUUAAAAAACGAUGUGGAGCGGAUCGAGGCCAUGAAGCUUAUGAGGAAGUGUUUAAUCAUCGCACCGUCUAAAUUUAGCAUCUCGAUGGUCAGAAGUUUGAUAUCUCUCGCAAACGAUGGUGCAGAAGCAAAGGAUAGGCUGUUACGCAUAUGUCUGGCUACGCUGUCGGAACUAGGUGUGUUGAAUUCAAAAUUAUUCAUCGUGUCUGGGGGAGUUACGGCUAUAUCGAGAAAUUUGUUAGAAUGCCAAACCCCUAAAAUCGCGGAGUCCCUGUGUGGCGUACUUCUGUUGUUAUUGGAUAAGCCGUCGACGAGAAAUUACGCAGCUAUCGAUUUGCACAGUGUCGCAGCUCCGUUCUGUGAUUUCCAUUAUAAACACGGCUGGAAGGAUAAAAGCAGGAGAGACGAAAGGGAGUUAAGGUUGAACUGUAGCCGACUAGCUCUUUUAACCAUUUUAAGGAGUUGGUCCGGCAUACUACAUUUCUGCAGCCCCAACGAUAAAACUGGUUUCAGAGCUAUCGUAGAAGCUUUGUACUUAAAUCAGUUAGAAGUUAGAAAAUCAGUAUUAGACUUAUUAUACGAACUGCUAGGAUUACCUCAGCCGGAGUGGUCCGACGAGGUGUCGGUGGCCCUCAGCGCGGUUGAUCCCUGCGAACCGCAGGCUUCCUGGAGGCUAAACGAGGGUUUCGUGGUGGCAGAGGGCAGAUCAGUCCUGCCGCACCUAGCGAAAACCACGCCCAGUACGACCGACAUGCAUCUGUCCCUGUUGCUGUACUGCUUCCUGGAGAGCGGACUUUUGGGGGCUUUGACUGAGGUUAUCGCCACGAGCGAUACUUUUAUAAGCGUCAGGGCGACGGUCCUGUUAGGUGAACUUUUAAGGCUUAUUCAGGUGUUGUUGCCCCCGGGUUGUUGUAACGUGUCACCGUCGUUACCGUCCCUGUUAGAGUACGCGACAAAGAGUAAGCCGCAGGCCAUUGCCGCCAUAACGGCUUUGCAGCAGCUGCAUAAAUUAAUGAAAAGAAGACCCGCUUCGUACAGCCUCCACUUGGACUAUAUCAUAAGAAACAGCUAUCACAAAAGACUGGAACACAAACAAGGAAAAAAUUCCCGUAGCAAACAUGGUGGUUUAAAGUCCAAACUCCAUCAGGUAACAAAUAAUAUUGGUGAAUUGGUGUUAAAGGACGGAGACGACGUUAUUAAGGAAACGGGCGUCCUCCUCAGCAACGACGCCUUCACUUGGGACUGGAAUUUGAUCAAAAUUCUACUAAAAGGCGAACACAACGCUAAAAUCGACCUGCUGGACUCGUCGUACCGAACGUUCGUGAAGAAACUCGUGGAAUUCUUCAUGCCUUCAAAGAAUAAAUACUCUCACAUGGACCUGGGUACGUCCAAGACGAGCCUCGCAUACACGACGGCAGGCAUAGAACUGAUCAACUUCCUCAUCGAACUGAAGGAGCCGGAAUACAACGGCAUCAAGCCCCACACGUUGAUUAUGGAGCUGUUCAAAGACAUCCUGAGUAAUAUCACGGCCAUAACGACGAGCAGGAGCGUCCACGAUUGCUUGUUCAGUCCCCAGCACAUGGUUAACACUCAGUGCCAGAGUUAUUUCUUGUUUAUCGGUCAGUUCGCCAGGACCGAUUUCGGGUUGAAGAUGCUGGAGAAGAUGGAUAUGUUCUCGAGGUUAAAGGAGCUAGCGACGACGACCAACCACGAUUGCUACGUAAAACUAAUCAUCUCGUCACUGGAGUACAUAUUUCCAGGCCCGUGCAGGGAAAUCUUAGAAGCGGUCUUAACCUGCAACUUGGAAAGUUCCCGCCUAUACGCCACUCAAUUCCUGCAUAUCUUACUGCGAGCUGGAAACCCCUUAUUCUCCAGCUGGGCCGUACAGCUCCUCGUCAGCCAGCUGUACGAUAAGUCGCGAUCCGUAUAUCUAUCCGCCCUGGCUACCUUGCACGAGGCCUGCGAACUCCCGGAUUGCCUCGAGGCUUUGGUCAACAUCAACCCGAAUCUCGACAAGCUGGGCGAGAAGGGCACUAUUUUAUUCAUAAGGUUUUUGUCGACGGAAAGUGGGUAUAAUAAGAUAAUUAGCGACUUAAGUAAAGAUAAGGUUAUCGGGGAGAUAAAAAAAUGGGACGAUUAUUUUAUAUAUAGGUACGUAAAGUUGGCGGAGGGCGAUAUAUCCGACGCCCUCACUUUACACCAACGGAACGAGGCGGGGAAGUACGAUAAGCGAGUUAGCACGUUGAGGAAUAUCAAUCGGAAAGACGUUUUUCUGCCGCCUCACCUGUACGGGCAGCUUAGCAAGCACGCCGAUGGGUUCGAUCUGCUGAUGAGUCACGGCUCGGCCGAGAAAUUGAUAGAGAUUAUAAAAAAAGCAAGGGCAGAUUCCGAAGACGACAUCAUCAAGCUAAAAGCGUCUAUAUGGUCGCUCGGCCACUUGGGCAGCUCCACCAGAGGGUACAACUAUCUCAACUCCUUUGGCGUCGUCGAGAACAUCAUUAAUCUGGCCACCAAGUCGCCAGUGUAUUCCAUCAGGGCCACCGCCUUCUAUACUCUAGGCCAACUGGCCACCAUACCGAUCGCCGCCGACGACCUAAGCAGAAAGGGCUGGUUGUGCACUCGACAUAACAGACACGAGUACUGGCCCAUCAUAAGGGAGGAAUACGAAGAGGGCGUUCCUUUGAAUCAGUGCAGCGUCUCGACUUCGGACGACAUCGCGUCGUUGGAUAACCCCUUCACGUACGACUUUGAAAAUAUCGACGAGGACCAGGUGGACAACAUCGAGGCUCGGGACUUUUUAAGGUCUCCCGUUUGCUCUCCAGAUAAUAGGCGGGUGCGACAAUCGACGCUACCGGCAAACAGAAGACCUCCCGUCGUGUUCCAUAAGAGAUCCCUCUCCGAAUCGAAAACGUUUGACGUUAACAAUGGUUACGAGGAGGAGAACAGGCCUAGUUUGAUGCCAUUGACGUUCGGCAGGCACAGGAAUAGUUCUAUGACGGAGUCGACAACUUCGGGAGUUAGUUCGUGCGACUCACUGCAUAAUAAACACGGAACUUGCGUAAAUUACAUGAUGACAUUAAGUCCCAUCCCGAGCUCGUCUAGCUUAAGCACCCUUCAGCUGCCCCCCGGGCAUUUUAAAAGGGUAUCGCACAGGGUCUCCUCGAACAGUGCCACCAAUUCGGACGUAUCGUCCUCUCUCAGCGGAAGCGUCUCCAACGAGCUGAGCAUUCAGAAUCUGAUCGGGUACAACACGAUGCGGUUACUAAGAAGAGCGGAAGGACUGAGUUUCGACGCCCAGCAUUGCGAAGAAGAUUAUUUGUUCAAACCCGCUCCCCAUUUAAUGGUGCCAUCGUUGAUAGACGACUUUCGGGUGAUGGACACCAGCUUCACGUCAGUUUUUAACAUCCAGAAUUUCGAUAUCGAUACUUCGGUCGCUCACGACGACAAGCAUUACAUGGGGAUAUGCCUGCCGAAAAAUUUGUCGGUUCUGUUUCCGAGCCAAGAGGAAAUCUUCAGAGAGCCUUACAUUUUUCCGGAAGGUAUGUUGUGGGAGGAUAGUUGCGACAGUGAUAUCAGCGAGACGUCCUACAGGAAAAGUUCCAAUUUUUCCAAGCACUUCAAGCAGAGCUGUCUGUAUUGCUGUCAGUUGGAAGAACUGGAAAAUCCUGAGGAAGAGACUACCGAUCAAACAGUUCGAGCGGAGGUCUUGAGAAACGUAGAACGGCUAGCGAAUCCCGUUUGGAAUAAGCAGGUGCGUUCACACCUCCUCCGCUUCAAGCAAAGAGAGCCUCACGUCUUCAGAGACCUUUGCACGUACUCGGAAGUAUGCAGGAUGAUUUCCGAGACCGCUUACAGGUUAUCGACUAGGAGGCUACUGCACGAGCUCUUCUUUGACGUUUCGUUCGUCGGUUUAUACGAGAUGCCGCAAAAAAUGUUAGAAUCCGGAGUCAAGAGAGGUAGUUUUCAGAGAGCGGGUACCAGCGUUGAGUCCGCUUCCAGCGAGAGGGACAGGAAGAGUUUUUCUAGCGACGUUUCCAGCCCCACGGAAUCGGUAAAGACGCUGGACUCGUUGAAGUUAAUAUUUAAUGAAAAUAAGUUCCCUAUAAGGAAAAAUACUAAUUAAGGUGAAAAUGUAACGACAUUCUCGGCAGAUUAGAGUAAGGAUCGUUUCUGUUAAGUGAUGUUUGUAUACUCAUGCCCUUUCCGUUUUUCCGUUUACCCGAAUCUAUACUGAGCCGACCGCCGGUAGUUUAUUUUUAGACUGCUAUUAAAAGUUCCUCUUUUUAUACGUUUCCUCCUGCCAUAAGGUAUUCUAUUGUAAGCGACAAUUCACGUAAUAUGGAAGAAUCAUAUUCAAGAAUAUUUAUAAUGCCUUGAAAUGACUAAUUAUGUAUUCACUUGACUGUACUUUAUAAUACCUUUGUAAUAUUUAAUUCCGAGAUUAAAUCUUUAUUUGUAAAUAAAACAUAUUUACUUCG
Messenger RNA from Anoplophora glabripennis (Asian longhorned beetle), 5051 nucleotides. It is a transcript of the gene rictor, whose product is annotated as rapamycin-insensitive companion of mTOR. The record is from RefSeq and is a predicted model, not a curated record. Gene Ontology annotation, cellular component: TORC2 complex. Gene Ontology annotation, biological process: TORC2 signaling; positive regulation of phosphatidylinositol 3-kinase/protein kinase B signal transduction. The transcript is spliced from 19 exons. Lineage: Eukaryota; Metazoa; Arthropoda; Insecta; Coleoptera; Cerambycidae. Gene Ontology annotation, molecular function: protein serine/threonine kinase activator activity. The coding region runs from base 158 to 4696 and encodes 1512 amino acids.